AUGACGGGAAGUGCACCGCCAUUGGAUGCGUUGCUGGAAGAAUCUGUGGACGGCGCAGAUCUGGUUAAUGAGAGUGUGAAAGAAGACGCUGUUAACGGGGACAAGGCUGAUGGUGGCCAAGUCGAGGGUGAUUCUAUUGAUGGUUCCGAUGCUGAUGUCAGCGAGUCUGGAGUCGUUGUGAUUAAGCCGGGGGCGAAAUUGUUUGCGGAUGCUGCUGAUGCGGCUGGCGGUUCUGGUGCCACUGAUGGGAUUGAGGAGGAAACAGAGAAAGCGGAAGAGGAGAAGGCGGUCGUUGUGAAUGAACCCGAGGGUGAAACCGAGAGUGAAACCGAGAGUGAAACCGAGAGUGAACCCCAACAGGCGGACGGAGAGAGCAAGGGCGGUGCUGGGGUGGGUCGAGAAGUGACUCAGGGCGAGGCCGAGCAGGCCGAGACGCACGAGGUCACACAGAGGGACGAGGCUGUAGCGGUGCUGGAGGGGAGCAAGGGCGAGGAGGAGGUCAGACAGGAGGAGAAACUGACGGAAGCAGAGGAAGAACAGGAGAAAAGGCAAUGGAAGCAAGAGGACGAGCGCGAACUGGAGCAAGCGGAGAAGGUUGGGGAGCAAAAGGAGCAGCAAAAAGAGGAGGAAGAGUGCGAGCAUGUGGAGGUGCCAGAGAGCCUAGUGAACAGCUGGAGCCGGUCCUUCGUGGAGGUCGAAGUGAGCACCAUCGCCCACCACGUGGCCUCCACCCGAGACGCCAAAUCCCGCCUGGACGCCCAGCUAGCAUCCGUUCAGACCCUCCUUGCAGAGCUGGAGCGCGCCGAGCAGCAGGCAGGUGCAGCUGAAACUGCUUUGGCCCAUGCUGGCGAGGCUGAUGUUGCCGAAGCUGAGAACGUGCUUCGGCAUGUGGUGCGGUCGCAGCAGGCUCUGGAGAUCCACGCGGCGCAGGUGUUUGGGCACCGCGCGCAGCUUCAGGAGGAUUCCCAAGGGCUUAAAGCCCGGGUCGAAGUGAUUCAGGGUCAAUUCGCGGAGGUGGAGAGGCAGGUGGAGGAGUUGAGAGUGGUGCUGGAGGGUAGGCUGGAGCGAGCUAAGGAGAGGAUAGGCGAGUUGGAGAGGAGGAGGAAGGAGAGGGAGGAGGCGAGGAGGAGGAAACUGGAGGGGGCGGAAAGGGAGAUGGAGCGGGUGUUGGGGGAGGUGCCAGGGUUAGAGAGGCAGGAGCAGGCGUGUGCUGAGCUGGCAGACGCACUAGUGGCACGUCACCACGAGGCUGACGUGUUGGAGGGACAGCUGGCGGUUCUGCGAGAGGAUCUGGCGGCGCUGGUGCGGGGCGUGGGGCGGCUGCCUGGGCUGCUGGGACAGGCAGCGGAGGAUCUGGGGUACUCGAUCCUGAGUGAAGGUGGAAAGGAAGACGGUGAAGGUGAGUGA
Closterium sp. Yama58-4 is the source of this 1407-nucleotide messenger RNA. NCBI's taxonomy places the organism in Eukaryota, Viridiplantae, Streptophyta, Zygnematophyceae, Desmidiales, Closteriaceae. The record is from the annotation of a GenBank genome assembly.